Rotaria sp. Silwood2 is the source of this 2415-nucleotide messenger RNA. The record is from the annotation of a GenBank genome assembly. NCBI's taxonomy places the organism in Eukaryota, Metazoa, Rotifera, Eurotatoria, Philodinida, Philodinidae.
UUUUUUUUAUUAUGGAGUUCGAUCAAGAAUAUUCAAUUAGUGUUUUUUUUUGUAAUAUUAUUCCUGAUUUAGGUAGUCUAAAUUUUUACCUAUAAUAUUCUUUUUUUUUUCGAGUCACGUAUUCUCUUUUUUUUAGAACCAUCACGACAUACAGUAAAACAAAGAAGAUGGAGAGCACGUCGAAAACACAAGCCUCACUCAAUAGAAUUAUCUUUAUCUCAUACAACUGUACAACAACCUAUUGAGCAAAAUAUAAAUCUAUCAUCUGAUACUGAAAGUUUUGAAGAUAAUUUUAUCAAUGAUGAAAAUGGUAAUUUUGAAGAUGAUUCUAUCAAUGAUGAAAAUGAUAAUUUUGAAGAUAAUUUUAUUAAUGAUGAAGCUGAUUACAAUAUUGAUUUAAAUUCAGGUUUUGUUGAAUUAACUGAACAAAUGGUUCAACAAGAAGUAGAUGAACCAUUAUAUAAUGGUGCAUCAAUUACAUUUAGAUGUUAUCAUAAACAAAUAUUAGAGUUUGGAAAUUUAGUUAAAUUGAAUGAUUCCAAUAUGAACAAAUUAUUAAAAUUGAUUGACAAUGCCUUACCAAUCGGAAAUAAAUUAGUAAAAUCAUAUAAAAAGCUAGUUUCAAUUUUUCAAGAGCACUCAUCAUUUACCAAAGUGUUAAAAUGUACCAAAUGUUUAGAAAUUGUUAAUAAUAAUAAUUGUUGUUCUAUAACUUGUGAACAAAAUCAAACUCAACGACGUGUAGGUGAUAUUAUUGAACACCUUUCUGUUGGUCGAUCAAAUAAACAAUUGAUUGAAAUUAUUCGUCGAAACAAACAGUUAAUAUUAAAUUAUCCACAACUUGUUGAAAAAUUAUUACCAUGUGAUGUUAUGACAAGAUUAGUUUAUCAUAAGAAAAAGAAAAACCUUCAAACAAUAUCCAACAACAUGUUCCCUAUCACAUUAAUGUUACAUAUAGAUAGUACACCUAUUGUUCAUUGGACUAAAAAACAUACGUGGUUGGUAACAGCGUCCAUAGUGGAAAUUCCACCACCACUUAGAGAAAAUCAAUUCAAUCUUUUAUUAUUAUCUUUAUGGAAUGGACCUGUUAAACCAGAUGCAGAUUCAUUACUAAACGAAGUUUGUGACACAAUUAAACAAACUUUAAUUGUUGAUGGUAUUAAAUUUUCAGUUGAUAUAUUAUUAUUUAAAGCAGAUUUACCAGCUCGUGCUUUAGCAACUAAACACGUGCAUCACAAUGGAUAUUAUGCGUGUCUUGAAUGUGAUCAAGAAGUAAACCUUCGUACGUCAACAAGUAUUGGCAUUUGUGCAAAAUUAGUUAGUCAAAAAACCUCCGAUAAUAAUUGUUAUGGUGUAAAAGGUGUUAGUCCAUUAGCAAAGGUAUUGGAAAUUCCAACUCAAAUAGAUCUUGAUGCUAUGCAUUUAUGUUUUAUUGGACAUUGCUCUUUGCUUUUAUCAAAAUGGGAAAAAAUAAUUGUGAAAGAAGCUUGGUACUCAGCAGGUCCAUCAUCAUCUCAUGUACGUGAUUCAAGGUCUAAUAUUCAUCAACCUAUUAAUCAACCAUUAUCGUCGAUGCACAAUUCAAUUACAAGCAACCAUAAUAAUUAUGUAGCACCUGUCACAUCAACUGAAAUACCGGUGAAAAAGCGACGACCUGCUGCUAGUACAUUAGUUGCUCCAUCAACUGCGCCACUUCCUCGUAAACGAUUUAAUCCAGCUGUUCAAAAUACAGCUGCUGCAAUGAUGAGUAAUCUUUCUGGUGGUGAAAAUACACUUAAUUCAAGAACAGUGAAUCCACCUACAAGGUCCAUUUCUGAAACAACACAAAAUAGUUAUUUAUAUGAUAGAUAUUUUUUGUGUUCCAUAAUUAAUCUUAUUUCAGUUUUAGGUUUUAAUCAGAUUUUGAAGCCAUUGAUGAAGUUAUGUGAAGAAACAAAUCAAUUAGUAAAAGAAAUGUUGAAACAAAUGACAGAACAAACACAAUUAAUCAAAGAAUCGCUCAGUUCUCCACGUGAAUUACAAAAAACAGCUCAACAAUUAUCUCAAAUUGUUCGUAUGGAAUUAAACGGAAUCAAUUUAGGUCAUGUCUCACGUGGUCCUUCGUUAAAUAUAACAGCUAGAUCUUUAGUUCGUGCUGCAUACGGUGAAAAAGCAUCAUUCAAUGAUUUAGCUCCAGGAGAAUUUGAUCUUCUUUUGGGUUUUCUUGCUCGAAUUCAUCAAUUAAAUGUUUCAUCUGUCCUUACAGAAAGUCAAUCAAUCAAGAACUCUUUACAACAAAUGAAGCAUGACGAAAAGAAGAGAAAAUUCUCACUUAGAUCGUCCAUUACUUUAUCAAAUCAAGGAACUUCGACAGCAGGUCAACCAUUAUCAUCAUUGAGUAACGACGAAGAUGAUGACAACGACAAUGAAAUCUGA